CUAUUAAUAUUGCAAAUCGUGAUGCGUGACUUUUUUUGAGUGUACGAUUUUUCAUAACGUCUCUACCUGCAAUGUUUGAUAUGAAAUUGAUAACAACUGUCCAAAAUAUGAUAAAUGAGCUGCUAUCGCGAAGUUCAUAUCAAAAUGAUACAAUUGUGUUAAUCAAUAUGUUUGGAUAUAAUAUAUAUAUAUAUAAGUUUAAAAGAUGACAAACGUGUUUAUAUGAUAUAUAUUUAUGUAUUCGUGUUUGGUUCUGAGUAAGCGAACAGCCAGAAAAAAUGCCCCGGGAACGAACGGCAAACAAUCCUCUGACUCCGGAGAGGCAAUGUUCGAGUCAUGAAAACGACGAAGAAACGUGUGAAACCUCCCAAUACGGCUGUUGCAUCUUAUGUUAUAUACUUAUGUUCUUACUGUGCAUCGUGGAAAUGAGGACACGAACCCGCAUUGUCCUAACAUGGUUAUAUGUUCUGGUCGCAGCCAUUGUCGUGGGUACCUUGGUGAGGCACAGCCACGAUAAAACCUCCUACCAAAUGUCGUACCUUGACAUGAGACCACUGGACGAUAUUUCUACAACGUACUGCCGAGGUGUAUCACUGAUAACCGACUCCAUGCUUGACGUGUAUCGUUUUGAGAACAAACCUAAGCUCAGUGACGUUGCUGCACAGCCUGACCUUCAGGACUUUCGUGUUGACCUACAUGCAGCUAAAUAUACAUACUGGUUAUUUUAUUUUCUCAAGGGGUCUCGGUUGAUUGUUAGUGUCUGCGGCCGACAAGGAAGUACUUUCCUCUAUUUUGAAAAUAAAGCUAAUUUUAGCACCAGAUGGACACCUGAUAGGCUAUGCCGAGGUUAUAACUGCUAUGUGAAGGAAUCUUAUUAUCACUGCAAUGGAAACAGUAGAUUGGAGUUCACAUUUACUGCACCUGACGACGAUGAAUACUAUUUGGUUAUUUUAAAUGAUGCAGUAUACUCAAGAUACCACAUUCGCUUUUACAUUACUCGAAAUGUUUACAAUAUCACAGAAGCCACCCAGGUAUGUCUUGCUGAAAAUGCGUGUUCUAUUGAUCUUCACCUUAAGCGUUCAGAAACGCUCGUUGCUGUAGAUAGAGAAGAAGAUUCAUUCGGCGAUACUCUAACAACUACAUGUCAUCCAAGAUAUUCAAUGUAUAUUCUUAUAUUUGGAUUCUUUCCUUUUCUCUGUGGUAUUCUGUGUACAUAUAUUGUUAUAAAGUGUCGUAGAAAGAGACGGACAUCCGAACUCCGCAAUGGUGAGGUUUUUACCGUGAUGGGUUCUGGCGAUCUUCAGGGAAUUUCCAAUGAUGGUUAUGAUAUUCAAAUGAGACCUCCAAACUAUGAAGACGUUGUUCCACCGAGCUAUGAAGAUGUUUUGGAAGAAAAACGGCGACAAGAACAAACUGGAAGUGCUAGUAUGUUACAAGGUGUGUUUGAUUUCCAACACCACCACCACCCCCAACAACAACAACAAUCAUAACCGAAGCAUUCGGUAUAACAGCAACCAUGGAAGAUACAGAGUAUAUUAGUGUGUUUUAUUUGUAUUUUGGAAGGCUCAAAGCUGCAAGUCAGAUUGUGAUUUUUAAUUGUUCACAGUUUAUCUGUGGUUUCUGUUUGUGACGUUUUUUUUGUGUGCACUCUUUGUUGAUAAAUGUUAGGAAAAGUGAUAUAAAAUGUAUGUGUUUAAACCUCUAGUGAAAUCAUAUCAUAGCAAGAGUUUCACUGAGCGUCCCUGGUAUCCAAAUAUUCAUCAAGAGAAAACUGUUAAGUGUGUGUUGUUCUUUUGCAUAUGUGUUUUGUUCAAUAAUGGCGUCAUUAAUUUUGGUCGUGUGCUUAUAACAUUUAAUGUUGGGACCAGUGUGCAGUUGAGUUUUUAUUCCAGUGAACACAUAUUUCAUUGGCGGUGACCCGUAUCUGGUAGGUUAUUUUGCAUAACGAAUGCGCGUUAUGUUCUUAUUGGGUAACAAAUUGCACUUGGUUAUAAAUAUUAACAUGUCUUACAGCCCGUGUCUUAAUUACACUUCUAUUAACGCACUCUCAUUCUGAUUCUGCAACACACAAAAACUGCAUAAAGCUUCCUCGCCCAACAUAAAAGGUGUUUAAACAUAGAUAAAUCGGCCGUAUAGUGCCCAUGUAAGUGUAGUUACCGUCGAAAAGAAAAAAAAAUAUGCAAAAAAUCAAUGAAAAAUAGUUAGAAUAGGUACAGAAAUGAUGCACUUUGACUAAAACACAGUUUCAAGUGAAGCAAUUUUCUAUUUUCACUUUGUAAACAGGCAAACGUUCAGCAUAUAUAUUUUUUGUUAAUGCCUCUAGAAACAUAAAGGUUAAAAAACUGAGAGAUGGUUACACGUGUGGCCUCCGGGAAGGCCUAUUUAUAUAGCAAGAAAAGUGAUAUAACUUAUUUACCAGGUGAAAAUAUCCUCCCAAAACACCAAAAUCUCUUCGAACACCGCCAUUUUAUUCCGCAUCACACAUUUCCCUCACUUUAAAUUUAAAACACAAAACACGUUGGACUCCCCUGCUGAAGGGUUCCAGUUAUCGCCAGUUAUCGCCUGCUUUUAUUGACUUUCCUUUAGUUGUAACAUUUAUUAAUAACUAAAGUCGAACCCCGUUGGCUCGAUCUCGCUUGACUCGAAUUCCUCGUUGGCUCGAUCUUGAUUUAAAGGACCGAUUUAUUUAUACUGAAUGUAAGCAAUUCCGCUUGGCUCGAAUUUAUCGAGGCUCGAAGUAUUUUCGCCGGUCCCUGGGAGUUCGAGCCAAUGAGUUUCGACUAUAUAUUUUUAUGUAUGCUAGUGAUCUGUGUCUGUUGUCUUGUGGCGUUGUGUGUCUAACGUACAGGGUGUUUGGCAUUGAACCUUGCGCCUGUAUAUAAACAAUGUCAAGGUUAAAUGUUUGACUUUUGAA
This is a messenger RNA of Mya arenaria, 2914 nucleotides long. RefSeq lists its product as uncharacterized. The transcript has 2 exons. Bases 279 to 1490 code for a protein of 403 amino acids. NCBI's taxonomy places the organism in Eukaryota, Metazoa, Mollusca, Bivalvia, Myida, Myidae. The record is from RefSeq and is a predicted model, not a curated record.